CAACUUCAAGUUUCUUCCCCAUUGUUUACUAAAUACUAUUGAAAUAAAUUAUAAAUUAACUAUGCUCUAAUAGACUCAAUUCUGCACUUUGUUAUCUCUUUGUUUAUAUUGUUUUUUAUAAUUGUGCAUAUUGUACAUAAUUUGCAGAAUGGAUAGCGAUGAUCCCACACAGCCACUACUGGUAUCUUCUUUCAGGUGGCAGACAGGAAAGUCGGCUUCGUCGCACGACGUCGAAACUAUGUGGUCUGCAGUCGUGGAAGCGGAGAGUGCCCAUCACUAUAUGGCUGCCAGGAUACUGCUUUGAAUAUCUCGUUAGGGAUCUUAUUGCUGGCAUCACAGUGGGCCUUACAUCCAUACCUCAGGGAAUAGCAUAUGCUAUGGUAGCUGGUUUGCCACCACAGGUAGGCUUGUACUCCAGUAUAUUCCCCGGGCUAAUGUAUGCUAUAUUCGGCAGCUGUAAGGACGUGACAGUGGGCCCUACAGCUAUACUAGCAGCUUUGCUAGCGAAAUAUGUCGCCAAGUCCGAGGAUUUCGCAUAUUUGGCCAGUUUUUUGACGGGAUUGGUCAUUUUUUUGCUAGGUGUUUUGCAAUUGGGUUUUCUACUAGAUUUUAUAUCGAAACCGGUUAUAAGCGGUUUCACUACGGCGGCGGCUUUGCAGAUAUCGGCCGCACAGUUGAAAUCUCUUUUCAGGGUUGCUGGGUCAUCUGGCAACACUUUUAUAAGCGCUUUAAUAAAUUUCUUCAAAAACAUCGGUACAGUGCAACUAUGGGACACUGUACUAGGAGUUGCAACAAUUAUAUCUUUAUUUUUAAUUAAGCGGUCAACAAUAACCGCUCCUGAAGGUUCGUCAAAAUGUCGCUCACUAACUUCAGCCACAUGGUUGUACAUAGUGCGGGCACGGAACGCGCUCGUCGUGUUCGUGGGUUCGAUUCUAGCGUACGUACUGUUCUUGUAUGGGAAAACGCCGUUUAAACUGACUGGUACAAUCCACGGGGGCCUCCCACGUUUCGGGCUCCCACCGUUCAGUACAACAGUGAACAACGUGACUUUGGGCUUCGACGGUAUGCUCGCGGAGUUGGGGCCCGAGGGGCUCGUGAUGCCCCUAGUCGCUAUACUCGAGAGUAUCGCUAUUGCUAAGGCUUUUGCUGGCAACCGUGCAGUAGACGCAACACAAGAGAUGCUAGCACUCGGGCUGAGCAACGCGUUCGCAUCGCUCGCACAGAGCAUGCCCGCUACUGGCUCGUUCACUAGAACUGCACUCAAUCAUGCGAGUGGGGUUGUUACACCCGCCGGGAGUUUCUUUAAAGCGUGUCUAGUGUUGCUAUCAGUAACACUGCUCGCGGAGGCGUUUUAUUUUAUCCCACGAGCAACACUGGCGGGAAUCAUCAUGGUUGCCAUGAUUUCUAUUAUAGAACUAUCAAUUGUUAAACGGCUUUGGCAGAAUAGCAAAGCGGAACUCUGCGUGUGGUUGCUGACAGUGGUGCUGGGAGCGUGUGUGGGGCUGGAGUAUGGUAUCGCUGGUGGUGUGGCCGCUGAUGCUUUGCGGGCGCUGUUCACUGCUGCACGACCGCACUUGCAUACAGAGUGUGUUAAGCUCGGUAACCAGGACUGCAUAAUCAUAACCUUCACGGGCACACUUUCCUACGCGUCAGCGGAACAUGUGGCCCACACAGUGCGGUCGCUGGUUCAAAUCCGUAGCCUCGUGUUUGUGUUCGAUGGCAGGCAGUUGAGGGCCUGCGAUUUUGGUGUUGCUGAGAAUCUUACUACUGUGAUAUUAGAUUUAGAGAAGAACAAGCAUAGCGUGCUGUUGUGGAACUUCGACGUGAAAAUCCGCAAAUUGUUUGAAGAUAUCUCGCAGGAUAUGUCGCACAAGUUCGUUAGUGGACCCAGUUUAGAAGAUUUAGUAUUAGGUUUACAGUCUGCAAGACAAGACAGUAGCAUAAGUAUACCAACGUGAUAGUAGAUAAUAUUAUGUAAAAAUAAUUAAAAACAAACAGGGUUUAGUUCUUCCAAUUAAUGUAGAUACAGAAUGUGAUAUUAUUAAUAAUAUGUAUACAAUUAUUUAUUAAUAUAAAUAUUGUAAAUUGUAAAAUAAAUAAUUUUUAUUAAUGC
Colias croceus (clouded yellow) is the source of this 2113-nucleotide messenger RNA. Its product is annotated as sodium-independent sulfate anion transporter-like. The record is from RefSeq and is a predicted model, not a curated record. NCBI's taxonomy places the organism in Eukaryota, Metazoa, Arthropoda, Insecta, Lepidoptera, Pieridae. Gene Ontology annotation, cellular component: membrane. Gene Ontology annotation, molecular function: sulfate transmembrane transporter activity. Gene Ontology annotation, biological process: transmembrane transport. Bases 159 to 1958 code for a protein of 599 amino acids. The transcript is spliced from 15 exons.